AUCACUGAAUGCCUUUCUGCCAUCUCAUCCUGGAUGACAUCUCGCCACCUCAAACUUAAUAUUUCAAAGACAGAGUUAAUUAUAUUUCCACCGGCCAAUAGUAGGUACCAACCUGAUAUCUCUAUCACUGUUGAAAACUCGACUAUCUACCCUACCCCACAAGCUCGCUGCCUAGGUGUCAUCCUUGACUCUGAUCUGUCCUUUGUUCCCCACAUUCAAUCUGUCUCAAGAUCAUGUUACAUGCAUCUAAAAAACAUAUCCAAAAUACGACCAUACCUUACACAAGACACUGCUAAAACUCUAAUCCAUGCUCUCAUUAUCACCCGCAUUGAUUAUUGCAAUAGUCUCCUAACUGGUCUUCCCAAAACGAGACUCUCACCACUACAAUCCAUUCUGAAUGCAGCGGCGAGGCUUAUCUUCCUCGCUAGACGUUCAUCGUCUGCAGAUCCACUCUGUCAGUCCCUCCAUUGGUUACCUGUACUCUGCCGCAUUCAAUAUAAAAUACUUUUACUCACACACAAGGUGCCAGUGUUGGAUAUGGAACAGUCAAUAGAAGGGCAUGAGCAGCAACCUAGUAUUGGUGCUCUGACUGCUGCCAGUCUUGAUCAUACUUCAACAUCUAUGAAAGGUGGUGGUCCAGGGAACACAAAGUUUAAGAAAGGAUAG
This is a messenger RNA of Pseudophryne corroboree (corroboree frog), 666 nucleotides long. RefSeq lists its product as uncharacterized. The record is from RefSeq and is a predicted model, not a curated record. The transcript has 2 exons. NCBI's taxonomy places the organism in Eukaryota, Metazoa, Chordata, Amphibia, Anura, Myobatrachidae. The annotation marks the transcript as partial.